Acyrthosiphon pisum (pea aphid) is the source of this 1498-nucleotide messenger RNA. Its product is annotated as neuroglobin. Gene Ontology annotation, molecular function: oxygen binding; heme binding. The transcript has 3 exons. Bases 634 to 1218 code for a protein of 194 amino acids. NCBI's taxonomy places the organism in Eukaryota, Metazoa, Arthropoda, Insecta, Hemiptera, Aphididae. The record is from RefSeq and is a predicted model, not a curated record.
CGGCGACAGUGCUGUGCGAGUGUUGCGGCCGGAUGAACGUGCAGGCGCUGUAGCGGUUGUGUGUGCAUACUGCGCGCGGCACGGUCGGUGUGACUAUCGAGUUGAGUACGUCUGGACGGGUCGACGAGCACAGUCGGUCGGAUGUCCUCGCACGACUAAAGAAAAUUUUAUUAUUAUAAUCGCGCGUGUGUGUAUAUAUAUAUAUAUAUAAUUAUAUUAUAUAUAAUAUAUAUUGUUGUAUCGAUAACCUCGACGACGGCGAAGUCGGUGGUUUUCUGCAUGUGCGCGACGUCGGGUUCUACAGCCGGUCGUCGACGUGGAAAAGCGUACGGAAGACGACCACCGGGUGACUGCGGGUACGCACGUAAAGACCAGGAACUGCACCGAUAACUCCGAUAACUGUGGUACGUACAGCAGAAGUCCUUGAAAUAUUGGCGUGUGGACAGUGAAAAAGCAGCUGCAGUAGCAGUGCGGCAAGUUGUGGAGGAGGCUUGGUGGUACAGGUGCAGGUGCAGGUGCAAGUGGCGUUAGUAGUAAAAACGUCGCAGUCGCAGUAGACUUCGUCGUCGCGGAGGAGCGGCUCGCGUCCGCGUGACAAGAGACGUCCCCGGAGAGGGUUGUUGUUGCACGCGGAUGGGCUGCGAUCUGGGUAAACUGGCCAGCUCGGCCACGUCCGGCGAUGACCGCGGCGGCAAGCAUAAGGAUGUGCUGGAGGAACCGCCGAGCCCGGGCCCCCCGGACCCCAGGCUCCCGCUGACGGCCAAGCAGAAAUACAGCAUGAUCGCAUCGUGGAAGGGCAUAUCCAGGGCAAUGGAACCCACCGGGGUGUACAUGUUCAUCAAGCUUUUCGAAGAACACCAAGAACUUCUCCAACUUUUCACCAAAUUUGGCGAACUAAAAACCAGGGACGCACAGGCCAACAGUAUGGAGCUAGCCGAACACGCUAACAAAGUGAUGACCACACUAGACGAAGGAAUUAAAGAACUGGAUGACCUUGACAACUUCUUCCAGUACCUAACCCAAGUGGGCGCUACACACAAGACUAUACCAGGCUUCAACCCAGACUAUUUUUGGAAAAUUGAAGUGCCAUUUUUGGAAGCAGUAAAAACUACAUUAGGCGAUCGGUUCACAGAAAACAUCGAAACAAUAUAUAAAAUCACCAUUAAACUCAUCAUAGAGACAUUAGUCAAAGGAUAUACGGAAGCCGCUGGGCCAUGAAAAAAUAACCACACAGGAGCUUAAUGAAAUUGUAAAUUUCAUAUCAUUACAAAUGUUCAAGUGACCGAACAUAAUAAUAUUAUAUUCCACUGUCAAACAAUAUGUUUUAAUAUGUCAUUUGGAAAUUAAAUUAAAAAAAAAAUAUAUGGUAAGCUCAAAUUUAAUUAACUGAGCGCAAUUUGUAUUAAUGUCAUAAUGUCAAUUUGAUUAUCAACGUGUACCUAUACAUAUAACGAAAUCAUAUUUAUAUAAUUAUAAACAUAUAAAUAAAAAUGUGUAA